Molecule: messenger RNA, 6438 nt
Organism: Maniola jurtina (meadow brown)
Lineage: Eukaryota; Metazoa; Arthropoda; Insecta; Lepidoptera; Nymphalidae
Product: brefeldin A-inhibited guanine nucleotide-exchange protein 3
Exons: 23
Coding region: 465-6341 (1958 amino acids)
Biological process (GO): regulation of ARF protein signal transduction
Molecular function (GO): guanyl-nucleotide exchange factor activity
Source: RefSeq, a predicted model, not a curated record
AUACUCUUUGUGAAAUCAAUGAUGGCGAUUGGCAAAUGGCGAUGUUUGUUAUUGUAAAAUAAUUGAAAAGUAAAAUAGAAGUCUAUUCCUGAUUCUGAUAAAUCGUUUAAUCGGAGCUUACCUUUAACAGUAUGUAUAUUAAUUGUUUAGAAUUAUAAACACUUUGGUACUUACUUUACUGGUUCCGUGACCCAAUGCGGAGGGGUUGUUCCCUGUUCUGUUCCCAUUGAAACACACCACAGUUUUACGAUCUAUCUGUGGACACACUCCCGUGAGUAAGACUGUGUCAGCGGAGAAAAAAUCCUCGAGAGUCCCAGUGUGACACGAGGAAAUUUUGGGCUCCAACUAAAAUCUGCCAUUUUGCGCCGUUUGACUCUUCAGAUGCUUCAGAUUACGCUUAGCGUAAAAUACUCCGAGAUGAUCGUUUCCAUCGAGGCAUCGAACCCGAAGAUGAUUCGCUGUGGAUGCCGUCCCAGCUGCUGUGCGCCACCACGUCUGUCAUGUACCAUUUGCCCGACACUCAGGUGCAAAUAUUCCGCAUGUACCUAUCAAUGGCGCUGUCUCCGCGGCGCACGCUCAACGGGCGGCUGUGCGUGUGGGCGUGCGGGCGCUGCGGCGAGGCGGCGGGCGCGGCGCCGCACGUCGCGGCCGCGGCGAGGGCCGCUGCUGCCCAGAUGCUCAGAGCGUACUGUGCUCAGUUAGAUGAAGAAUGUCAAGAAUUGCUAUCAGAAGGUUCUCCUUUGGGCAGAAACCACAUAGUGGCUGUGGGAUGUUACAGUGAAGUUAUACCUGUCAUCCAAUAUCUAUGCAGCAGGCUCUCUGAAACUCAGUUGAUACCAAAACAGAAUCCAUUAGCGUUAUUCUUUUUGGACUGUCUCCUGACAUUGAUGUCAAGUCUUUCGGAGCGAGUAAGUGGAAACUCUCACUUCACCACAUUCUUAUGGCAGAAGUUUUGCCCAUCGCUCAUAUCGUUCUUGGGUACUCCAAGAGUUGAUAAAAAUAUUAAAUCUAGGGAGCAUGAUGGCCACCUAGUAGACGAUUCAGGCAGAGGAUCUGGAGCAUUAGUUUGUGCACCAAGUUUCAAUAGCAAACAAGCCAAAGCUAUUUACAGCAUUGCCAACCAACUGGUCCGUCUCGUUGGUUCAACUUCAAACUUGAGACCAGUUCUGGAAGCAUUGUACCACCGAAUGUUGCUAUACCCACCGGUACAACAUCGCGUAGAGCCAUUGCGAAGUGUUCGAGAACUCUUGCACAAUCCAAAGAGGCUAUGCCAACUUGUGCUCAUGAAGAAGGCGGAUCAUCCAGAACGUCAUAGUGAUGAUAUGGCUAUUGUAAGACUAAUAAUGGAUGGGAUUGAAGACUGUGGUCGAAGUGGUAACCCUGAGGUAGUAGCAGCUGCGGUCGAAUGUGUAUUCUCUCUCCUCGACGCUCUGGAGAAACUUUGUUCUGGAUCAGUGGAAUACCUGCCGCUGGACACGGCGACCCUCAUUUUGAAUCACUGGCCCAAACUCCAAGACGCUGAUUAUAGUGGACCUUUGACUUAUCAGACCCUGGCGAGAUUACCAAGCCCAUAUCGAGAUGUGGUUGCAGUUUUACAGAGUAAUGAAUCUAAGGACCACGAUUCUUCUGAUACCUCAGGCCCAGAAAAUGUAAGCUCAGGCAGUGAAGCCGAACCCGAUUCAGAUGCAGACAACGUCUUCCUUCCUUCCAGAGCAAACAAUCCAGCAUCACCCAAAAACGCACAAAAGGAACCGUUUAGUGACAAAACUAAAGCUGUACCAAAAACCUUGAAUCUUGGAAGAUGUACUGUAACAGAAUGCAACGUAGACUUGGAAAGGCAUAAUGCAAGGCAAUUUGUUAAAACUCUGCAGAACUCUUUGCUGCCAAAGUUGAUAAACCUGAGAACUUGUAUUGAAGUGGAUGAAGCAAUGCAAGACUUCGCAUCCAAAUGCUGUCAACAUAAUGCGUCACAACCACCGGCCACUGCUUGCAUCAUGAACGCUGAUGGCGUGUAUUUGGCUACGUACGCUGCACUACUUCUCACUUUGAAACAGCGUCGCACCAGAUAUUAUACUGAUACUAAUAAAAUUCCAGUGCCACUAACAGAAGACGAAUUUGUUGACGAAGUUCAAGGCAGCGGAGUUUUGGUAUAUUUAUCCGCAACUUGGCUACGAGAGCUGUACCAACAAGUCCUGGCCUCUGAUUUGUUGAAGGACGUAGCUAGUGCAGACCAUCCACUAAUACAUCUGUUAUCAGAUUUGGGAGGACUAGACCAGAACCCAGUUAUGUCAGAUUGGCAAAAACUAAAAGAAGUCUCCAUGGUUUAUAAUAAUACUAAUGAUUCACCACAGUAUCAAGCCAGCUUACGUUGGGCUAGAAGAAUUUUAACUUGUAUCUGGGAUUCAAUGGUGACGGUACUGAGCGUGCCUCUAACGGGGUACAGAAAUAAGAAACACAAAUUGCGUGGUAUGAUAACGACGAAGAUCAACACUUUCGGGAAGAGGAAGCGCAUUGCUUGGGAGGGAUUGACUAUACAAUGCUUAGAAGGAUUGCACAAGGCAGCACGCAUAAGCACAACUCUCAGCUUACAGAAUCGCUGCAGCAGUAUACUGGCCCUGCUGGCGAAUUCAGCAAUUUCACAACCUGCUAAUGGAAAAAUUCUGUCUACGCACGCCUUAUCACUGGAUAUUUUAAUUUCAGGCGGCCUGGAACUCGGGUCCAAAGCUCCGGAAUGCUGGGAGCACAUCUUCGCUGCAUGCCAGUAUGUCUCCAGCUUUGAGCACUCGUUGUUCGGGCAGCAAGGAAACAAUGCUACUCCUAUUGUCACCAUGCAAACAGGGAGAAAUAAGACCGUUUCCAUACUACAGGCCGAUGCUAAGUUGAUACUCGAUGGAAGAGAUGAUGAAACAUGUGUCGAUGUCUUCAACUUCUUACAACCUGUGCUUGAAAAUAACCCAAAUAAUGAUAUGUCCGUGGCGAAAAUUGUGGAAACUUGCAGACAAGAGGCAGGUAACGUGAUCUCUGGGUCAGGAGCAGCCAGGGUAUGCUGCGCCCUGUCUGCGGCUGCGGACGCCCUAUUCACACGUCUCGCUGCCACGACCACGUUGCCAACUUUGCGGGCAGCACUACAGAGGCUUGUGGCCCAUAACCAUAGAUUGCUAUUUUCCUCAUGGGAACAAGACGUAGCGAACAACAAUGCGACUUGGUGGCGUCGUGGCAAGUCGGUUACGGGGGGAGUUACAGGGGGAGGGGAAGCGGCGCGGGCGCUGUGCCGAGCGGGCGACGUGGCUUUGAGGUGCCUUCGCGCUGCAAGACCGUUAGCUCAUCGUAUGGCCAUAUGGACUGUGGUUGGACCUCACUUUAUGCAGGCUGCUUGCCAUAAGGAUAUCCAAAUAUCAAGCUUGGCCAUUCAAUGUCUGCACGAUUGUGCGACUGCAUUACUGAACCAACAAGUUGAACUGCCCCACUUCCACUUCAAUGAGGCUUUGCUGAAACCUUUCGAGAACCUACUAUGUUUAGAACUAUGUGAUGAUGACAUACAGGAACAAAUUAUUUCCUGUAUAUGUGAAUUUGUUGAAACAAAUAGAAUGGAAAUAAGAUCCGGUUGGAGGCCGUUAUUCAACACGCUCCGGGCAGCUAACAAUUCAAACCAAUAUUCAGCUAUUCUCGAAAUUUUCAAAGUAUUUUUAAAUACAGAUAACACUUUAGUAUUUGCAAAUGCGGCUCUUGACUGUAUUUUGUGUCUCUUGAGCCACAUAAAAGGAUUACAUUACGAUGAAGUACAAGCAACAGAAGUUAAACCCAAGAAAGUAACGACACCUCCCCAGCCAAAGCCAAGUCUCAGCCUUAAAUUUUCAAAGAACAGUAAAUUUAUACCUCUUAGUGAAGAAAAGUCUGAGAAAGUUAUCGUCGAUAUGUGUAGAGAGGCAUUAUAUCAUUUAGAAAAUUGUGCUGAUAUUUUAACAAUGAUGUAUAAUAUGCCUAAGUGUCCUAUUUUCAAUACAGGGAAUAGAAUUAAAGGGGAUUUGCCAUUAUCAGUAGUUGAUCCUAUAAUACCAAAUGAUUCUCUUGAUGUGACCAAAUACAUCGUUAACGAAAAUUGCGAAGAGGAACAAAUCUCUUACAGAAAAUUAUCAACAAGCUUACCACCUAUGAGUACGACAAACAAUUGCUUACUAAAAUUUGAUAAGCCUAGUAAUAUUUUUAAAGUAUGGUACGUUCUAAUUGAAGGAUUAAUAUCGGCUACAGUUGUGUGCUCUAAGAAAAAUCAACCUGCAGCUAUGGAAACUUUAUUCAAGUUACUCAAAAAUAUAGCUGAUGUUCCAGGAACACACUUUGGGUUUCAUUGUAUAAAUCAUUUACUCUUGCCAACCGUUCAAAACUGGUUGAGGCAGAUUAGUAAUGUAAAUACACAUUGGGAUAGCGUUAUGCCAAAUUUUAAACAAUGCUGUGGGAUGACUACUGAUACUAUUGUUGUGUACCUCCAUCAGUUGCAACAAAUUAAUGUUGAAAGAACCAAUGAUAAGGGUGAAGAAUUGGAACCAAUUGAAAGUUUAGAGGCGACAUUUGCUCUGAAGCAAAUAAUGUUAAUAUUAGUGGAAUGUAUUGCUCAACCGCAAGAACCGAUCGCUAGAUUAGGAGCUUCAUGUAUAAGACACAUAAUUUUAACUUCAGGCCACCUUCUAACAGACAAUCAAUGGGAAAUUAUUUGUAUAAGUCUACACAGAGCUUGCAAUGCCAGUCUGAGCCCUUUGAAGCAGCUAACUUAUGCAUUCAAUGAGAAUUCCAAUAGCUUUUACGGAGAUCUAGCUAUUGUUAAAGUAGCAGCAAGACGAGAUUGCUCUGUAAACGAUAAUGUAAGAUUACAUGCUAUGGCUCAACAAGUAUUUUUAACAGAACAACUGAGAGUUGACACUCAUACAAAACAAACUGGUAAAAACACCAGUCAAAACUUAAUUGAUGACAGAAGUUACAUAUUUCUUAUUUAUCUGCAAGAAUCUGUGAAUUCUCAUAAUCCUGACUUGUUCACGGUUAGAAUUCCUAACAGAGGAUUGGUGGUUGGACUCCUGGCUCAUCAAAUACUGGUUCAAAUUAUUGCAACUGUACUCAUUCAAGCCUCGUCGGAUGUAUUUUAUGGUAUAAAUAAUAUUUUGCUAGAAGGUUUUAAGAGUGGCACAAAUAUUUGUAAUUAUAAGUUUUUCCUAAAUAAGUCUAACAUUAAUCUUUUACUAAUGAGUUUAGAAUUAUCAUAUACCCGGGCGAUGCAGUUUGAUGCAAGACCAGGACUUAAGUUUCUCGUACAAAAAGUAUCAAAUUUAGACCACGCCGCUAAUUUAUACAAACAAACGUCUUCCUCUUGGCUGAUUAAAACUAUAGCCCUGACUGAAAUAUUUUUCAGUGGCGUAAUAAAAUUCAAAUUGAGAUCAACAGAUGUUUCUAUAAUAUUGAACAACUAUAAGACAACACUAAACAUGACGUUAGAGUACGAUCAAUUCGUUAUGAAAAUAUUCGACUUGAAAGCGACUUGGGAACUGUUAUGUUGUAAUUAUGUAAAACAUCUCAUAAGUGUUUCUGACUUCGAUAAUUGUGAUAAUAAUAAAGAUCGAAUCUCGUGCAGCUCUGUAGAAACAGAUUCUUCAUCGAAUAAUUAUGAACACUAUUUUUCACAAGAAACAACCGAACCAGAUAAAUUUAUUACCGAAGAUAUUUGUGAAUCUGAAGAGGUUGAAAUUGAAAAACCAAAACCUUUUACUUUUGCUGACUUUAAAGCAAACUCUGUAAACGAAGAUAACGCUACUGAAUCAUUUAAGUCAUCAAAUGAAAAUUUAAAAGCUGUAGAUGAAACUAGAGGCUUAGAGGAAUCUGAAAAUAAAAUCCAAAAGGACUCUAAUGACUAUGAAGAAAUAAAACAUAGCUCCCGUAAAUCGGCUGACUACCCUCAAAGUAAUAGAAGUCCAAUCAAAAUGAAACAACGUUCUGCAUCUGAAAAUAAUGAUAAUGCACGCAAAGUUAACAUCACCAUAUGUGACGGGCCUGCAUAUGACAAGAACAAACAUGUGGAACCAUUGAUCCCACCACAGCCAGUUCCACCAGAAAUAGAACAGCAAAGAACACUCAGUAUUAAUAAGGACAUUGAAGUGCAAAGGAAUUGUUUCCAGAACAUUUUGAUGGCGUAUCUUGAACUCGUUCUAACAUUUCCUUUGGAACGGUUUCAUGUAAUAUAUCCAGUCUUGCAGACGGGGUUCAUGCAGUUAGCUAAAACGGUCACUGACCCUCAACUUCUCGAUAGAAUCAACAUAUUUUUCGAUAAAAAAGACUUAACUGAAUUUAGAUAUAAGUAAUCAAUUAAUAAUAUAGUGAUAUCGGAACAAGCAUAUUCUUCUUAAUAUUAUAUUCUUCAAUAUUUGUUGUGCGUAAAUAAAACAACUAUAUCAUGAA